Molecule: messenger RNA, 471 nt
Organism: Cooperia oncophora
Lineage: Eukaryota; Metazoa; Nematoda; Chromadorea; Rhabditida; Trichostrongylidae
Source: the annotation of a GenBank genome assembly
AUGGAAAGUGAAUUCAGCAAAGGAGGUGACAGGAUGGUCCCACCCGUAGAUACUCCAGUUGGACGACUUGGCCUGUCCAUUUGCUAUGAUCUUCGAUUUCCUGAACUAGCUCUCUAUAAUCGUUACAAGGGUGCAGAGAUUCUUUCCUAUCCAUCUUCUUUCACGCUCAAUACCGGUUUGGCACAUUGGGAGCCCCUACUCCGAAGUCGAGCAAUCGAGACGCAAUGCUACGUGGUGGCAGCUGCUCAGACCGGAAAACACAACGAGAAGCGGUCAUCCUACGGUCAUUCGAUGGUGAUUGAUCCGUGGGGAGCUGUGAUAGCGCAGUGCUCAGAAAGAAUCGAUAUGUGUUUCGCUGAAAUCGAUCUAUCCUAUGUCGACGAACUCCGGAAGAUGCAACCAGUUUUUGCUCAUCGACGAUCCGAUCUAUACUCACUGCAUGUGAAUGAGGAGGACAGCGGUGAGGAUUGA